Molecule: messenger RNA, 1167 nt
Organism: Seriola aureovittata
Lineage: Eukaryota; Metazoa; Chordata; Actinopteri; Carangiformes; Carangidae
Product: protein c-ets-1-B-like
Exons: 8
Coding region: 1-1167 (388 amino acids)
Biological process (GO): regulation of transcription by RNA polymerase II; cell differentiation
Cellular component (GO): nucleus
Molecular function (GO): sequence-specific DNA binding; DNA-binding transcription factor activity, RNA polymerase II-specific
Source: RefSeq, a predicted model, not a curated record
AUGAAGCGUCGACGCAGCAGCGCCCACGAUCACGAAUCACUGUCUGAUCCCCCCGACCCUGACACUGGGAUGGACUCCAGUACCUACGAGCUGGACACCCUGGACGUCCCUCCUCUCACCCCGACCAGUAAGGAGGUCCUGAGCCAGGCGGUGAAGGCCAGUUUCUCCGGCUUCACCCAGGAGAGGAUCAGCCGUCACUUUCCACAGGAUCCUACCCUGUGGUCUGAGUGGGAGGUGAACCACUGGCUGGACUGGUGCCAGGCUGAGUUCAGUCUCCACCGCCUGGGCUCGGACCUGAGAGGCCUGCAGGGCAGCGAGCUGUGCGGUCUGGACCGAGAUGCUUUCCUGGGCCUGAUGUCGGACUGCACCGCCGGAGAAAUCCUGUGGGAACAUCUGGAGACCAUGAGGAGAGAGAACUACUCGGACUGUGCUCAGGAACAUUCAGACAAACACAGUUACCAUGUUCAGUAUCAUCACACUGAGAGGACGGAGCUCCACACUCUGGACCCUGUCCCUGUUCAACAUGGAGACCACAACCUGAUCAAGAUGGAGGAUACGAGCAGGACCAUGAGCUCUCCUGCUCUGUGUCAGGAAACAGGAAGAACUGGAGAGACAGACUCAGAGGUAAAGAUCACUCACAGUGACGACUGUGAGCGUGUGGGCUCUCUGUCAUGGACCGCUUCACUCCAGGAUAUAGACCCAGUCCUGGAAGAGACCAUGUCCGAAGAUGCCUUUACGUUACCACAGCCACACAGGAGCUUCAAAGAAUAUGUAGGCAACAAAACCAAUCUGGGGAGAGCUGUGAUACCAGCACCCAUCCUCGCUGGCUACACUGGAAGUGGCCCCAUUCAGCUGUGGCAGUUCCUCCUGGAGCUUCUGACAGACCGCAACUGUCAGUCUUGUAUAAGCUGGACAGGAGAUGGGUGGGAGUUCAAGCUGACAGACCCUGAUGAGGUGGCGCUGCUGUGGGGUCGGAGGAAGAACAAACCCAAGAUGAACUACGAGAAGCUGAGUCGCGGUCUGCGCUACUACUACGACAAAAACAUCAUCCGCAAGACGGCCGGCAAACGCUACGUCUACUGCUUCGUCUGCAACCUGCAAGGCCUGCUGGGAUAUGAGCCCGGAGAGCUGCACGCUAUGUUGGACAUCAGCAGCAAGAGUCAAUAA